Papaver somniferum (opium poppy) is the source of this 867-nucleotide messenger RNA. Its product is annotated as FBD-associated F-box protein At5g22730-like. The record is from RefSeq and is a predicted model, not a curated record. Lineage: Eukaryota; Viridiplantae; Streptophyta; Magnoliopsida; Ranunculales; Papaveraceae. Gene Ontology annotation, molecular function: protein binding. The transcript has 4 exons. Bases 1 to 867 code for a protein of 288 amino acids.
AUGGAUUUGAAUAAUCAAAACAAUAGCAGCAUUGGUGAGUCAGAAGAUAAGAUUAGCGGAUUACCUGACGCACUUAUUUAUCAUAUCCUGUCUUUCCUUGAUAUCAAGCUUGUUGUUCGUACUUCCGUUCUGUCUACAAGAUGGAAUGACAUCUGGGCCUCUAUCCCCAUACUUAUAUUUCCCUCUUGGACAAGCGAAGUCAGUUUGUCGGAGAUAAAUAAAUUCAUGGAUUUUGUGGAUAGAACGUUGCUUCUUCGAGACCCAUCAUCAAAUAUUCAGAAGAAUUAUUCUCCAAAUAAGUACGGUCUACAAGAUUAUAAUCUCAAAAUUUAUGCACGGGAUCUAGUAUCUCUUCUCUACAAUAAUGUUGUGGCCAAGGAUUAUGACCUGUCCAACUUUUUGAAACUAGAUAAUGCAGAAAUCUACUUUCGUGUAUAUGAUGAUAGGAUAGGUCAUGGUGCAGCUGUGAGUAAGUUUCUUCGAGCACUUUCACAUGUUCAAAGUCUAAUAAUAGAUACGGCUGACCUACAGGAUGUCCUCUAUGCAGAAGAUUUCGUAAACAUUCUACCUAGAUUUAAUAAUCUGAACAAGUUGGACCUGACUCUUGGACCAGCCUCGGAUGAAUUAAUAUUUGCAUUGCUCAAAGCACCACCUAAUCUGAAGAAGCUUCAAUUCGACUGGGACCUUUUUGACCUUGACAAUGACGAUAGAGUGUAUGAUGAAACUGACGACUUGUUUCGACACAUCCGUUCAGUUCGGUUCAGGAGAUUUGAGUGGGAGGGGGGAGAGUUGCGAUGGGGGAAAUUAAUUAUGAAAACUGAACAAUCUUUACAUAAAAUGACGAUUCGUACUGGCAAUUGUGAUUAA